GAAAAACGCGAUACAAAAAAGUUUGCAUCUUCAUCUUCUUUCUUUUUCUUCUUUUAUAUUUUGUAAAACCCUAAACAAUCAUAACACCCGAAAUCAAUCAGACCGAUCUCCUUAUAUCAUUCCCCCUCAAAUUAGAUUAAUUCCAUAAAAUAAAAUCAAACCCUUAAUUCUUGUUUCCCCAAAUCCCAUAAAUCUUUUAAUCAAUUUCCGAUUUUUUGUUCAAAGUUUCAUCCUUUUUCAUCUCCUUUACAAAACCCAGAUAUUUCUUGGAUCAAUUUUGAUAAUUUCAUCAUAAAGUUUGAAUCUUUUUGAAAAAAUAAAUUAGGGUUUUUAAAAAAAAUAUAAUUUGUAAGGCUGGCGGGUGUAGAGGUGAUGUAAUGGCGGAUCGGCCAGGUGUCCGCCAAGUUUUGAGAUUUCUUGAAUUAGCAUUUGGGUUUCAUUUUGAUAGAAAAUUUAGUUGUUAUUUUUGUGAUUCAAAGAAAGAAUGCUGAGUGUGCUUAGAGUGCACCUUCCGUCCGAAAUUCCGAUUGUGGGUUGCGAGUUGUCGCCUUACGUGCUUAUUCGACGUCCUGAUCAGACUGUUUUUACGGACGAUGUACCGGAAUCUUUACCUAUUGAAGGACAUUUCUUGAGAUAUAAGUGGUACCGCAUACAAAAUGAUAAAAAAGUUGCCAUGUGUAGUGUACAUCCAUCUGAGGUAGCCACUUUACAAUGUUUAGGAUGCGUAAAAGCGAAAAUACCAGUUGCUAAAAGCUAUCAUUGCACGCCAAAGUGUUUUUCUGAUGCCUGGCAACAUCAUCGUGUUCUUCAUGAACGUGCUGCUAGUGCUGUUAAUGAAAAUGGAAAUGAAGAAGAAGAGAUUUUUGGACGAUUUAACAAUAAGAAUAAUAAUAGUCAAAGCUUAUCUAGUUCACAAUCUCUCCCGAGUCUUACGAAUGGUACGGCACCUUUAUAUCCUGCAGCUGUGACACAAAGGAACGGUGGCGAAACGUGGUUUGAAGUUGGGCGUUCUAAAACUUAUACACCAACAGCUGACGACAUUGGUCAUGUUUUAAAGUUUGAAUGUGUGGUGGUGGAUGUAGAAACGAAAUCACCCGUAGGACCGUCAAGUACGAUAUUAACAUCACAUGUGAUCUCAGCUCCAACUCCAAGUCCAAGGCGGCUGAUCUCUGUUAGUAACACUGACGUAACAGGGAAUCUGGAUUUGGAUGGGCGGCUUUCAUCCACAGGAACUUUCACCGUGCUCUCGUAUAAUAUACUAUCUGAUUCUUCCACGAGUGAUUUAUAUAGUUAUUGCCCUCCUUGGGCUCUUUCUUGGCCUUUCCGUAGGCAAAAUUUGUUACGGGAAAUUGUUGGCUAUCGAGCCGAUAUUGUUUGUCUUCAAGAGGUUCAAAAUGAUCACUUUGAAGAUUUUUUUGCCCCCGAGUUGGACAAACAUGGCUAUCAAGCUCUAUAUAAGAAGAAGACAGCUGAGGUUUUUAAUGGAAGUAUAAUGACUAUUGAUGGAUGUGCUACUUUCUUUCGCAGAGAUAGAUUUUCGCAUGUCAAAAAAUAUGAGGUUGAGUUUAACAAAGCUGCACAAUCUUUAACCGAUGCUUUAGUUCCUAGUGCUCAGAAGAAAACCGCUCUAAAUCGGCUUGUUAAGGAUAAUGUUGCACUGAUUGUUGUUCUAGAGGCAAAGUUCAGUAAUCAGAGUAUCGAUAAUCCAGGAAAACGGCAACUCGUUUGUGUGGCAAACACUCAUGUCAACGUUCAACAAGAAUUAAAGGAUGUCAAAUUAUGGCAGGUUCAUACUCUGUUAAAAGGUUUAGAAAAGAUUGCAGCCAGUGCAGAUAUACCGAUGUUAGUUUGUGGGGAUUUUAACUCGGUUCCGGGAAGUGCUCCUCAUACACUUCUAGCAGCUGGGAAAGUUGAUCCAAUGCAUCCAGAUUUAGCGGUGGACCCUCUUGGAAUUUUGCGGCCUGCCACCAAAUUGACUCACUCGCUGCCAUUGGUUAGUGCAUACUCUUCCUUUGCUAGACCUGGGGGUGGUUUUAGUACUGAGCAACAAAAGAGGAGAGUGGACCCUGCCACAAAUGAACCAUUAUUUACGAAUUGCACACGAGAUUUCAUUGGUACCCUUGAUUACAUAUUUUACUCGGCGGACAGCUUGAUUGUGGAAUCGCUGUUGGAGCUUCUUGAUGAGGAUCGCUUGAGGAAAGAUACAGCGAUUCCUUCUGCUGAAUGGUCCUCUGAUCACAUUGCACUCUUGGCUGAAUUUCGUUGUUGGAAGCCUCGAACAAAGCGUUGAUGCAUUUUAGGUUUGGUCGAAGAGCAAAAUCUUGGAGAUAGAAGUCAAAAGAAAGCAUUGGACAAAAGUUAAAAAACCUGUAAGAGCAGUAGAUCGAUAGCUGUCAGAUGAUCUACUCUGUAUCAUGCUACUACCCUUGUCCCAUAUACACAUUUUAUUCCUUUUCGUUUUCUUCUUUCUUUUAAUAGAAAGAUAAUUGAAACAAUAUCCGGGUUCAAUAUAAUAGCUACGAGUAUAUUUUUCUUUCUUU
This is a messenger RNA of Erigeron canadensis, 2540 nucleotides long. RefSeq names its product carbon catabolite repressor protein 4 homolog 1-like. The transcript is spliced from 12 exons. Lineage: Eukaryota; Viridiplantae; Streptophyta; Magnoliopsida; Asterales; Asteraceae. Gene Ontology annotation, cellular component: cytoplasm; nucleus; CCR4-NOT complex. The coding region runs from base 485 to 2290 and encodes 601 amino acids. Gene Ontology annotation, molecular function: poly(A)-specific ribonuclease activity. Gene Ontology annotation, biological process: nuclear-transcribed mRNA poly(A) tail shortening. The record is from RefSeq and is a predicted model, not a curated record.